Molecule: messenger RNA, 2278 nt
Organism: Diachasma alloeum
Lineage: Eukaryota; Metazoa; Arthropoda; Insecta; Hymenoptera; Braconidae
Product: pre-mRNA-splicing factor CWC25 homolog
Exons: 5
Coding region: 388-1296 (302 amino acids)
Biological process (GO): mRNA splicing, via spliceosome
Cellular component (GO): U2-type spliceosomal complex
Source: RefSeq, a predicted model, not a curated record
ACAAGGCAAAUUUGGCAGAAGAUGCUCGGAAAAAAAAUCAUCAUACGUUAAGGAAGAGUCAACACUUCGAUAAUUCUGAAUUACAGAGACAUUGUCACACUUGUUCCACUUUUUGGGGCUUUUUUCAUCGAUCUCGAUAACCUCCAUCCUCCCAGCUGAUCCCACAUUUUUGGGGGACUGGAGGGACCGCCCAGAAAGUCCCUAGAUCCCGGAUAGGGACCUUGAACCUCAUCAUGUUCGUGUGUUUACAUUUUUUCUCGUCGUGGAGUUAUUUUCGUCAGACACCUGAGUUUUUAUUUACAAAUACAGGGGUUUGUGCUCCGAAAAGUUGUUGUUGUCAUUUUUGAGUGAUUUUUUGGUGAUUGCUGGGAGAAAAGGGGAGUCAAAAUGGGCGGAGGCGAUUUGAACUUGAAGAAGUCCUGGCACCCCUCGACGAUGAAGAACAUGGAGAAGGUGUGGAAGGCUGAGCAGCAGGACAGCCGAGAGAAGAGGAAGAUAGCUGAGUUGAAACGAGACAUUGAAAUGGAGAAGGACAGAGAGGACAUGACGAAGUACGCGAUGCAGCAGGGGGUGAUUGCCAAGAAGGACGAUAAAAAACUGGACUGGAUGUACAAGGGACCCAACCAGGGGAUCAACAGGGAGGAUUAUCUCACUGGAAAGGCCAUUGAUAAGACGUUCGAGCAGCAGGCACAGGCGGAGAGAGAUGCCGAGAGGAACAGAAUGCCUAGCAAUCAUGUUGAAUAUGAAUGUGUCCCACCUUCAUUGAGAUUUUUUUCUGGCAACGAGCAAGUGGAUUUGCAGAAGAAACUCCAGGAGGACCCGUUGUACGCCAUAAAGAAGAAGGAAAUGGAGUCGAGGACGCAGUUAUUGAAGAAUCCAGUGAAACUCAAGCAGCUGAAGGAAUUAGUUAGCAAAAGGAGGAGAAGUCCAGAGCCAUCGUCCUCGAAGCACCACAAGUCGUCGAAACACCACAAGGACUCCCACAAAUCCAAGAAAGACGAUGGUAAACAUCAUUCGAAGAAGAAAGUGAAGCUCUCCGAUGAGGAAAAAGAGAAAAGACUCAAGGAGAUGCUGGCCAAUGCCUCCUGGCGGGACAAGGAGCGAGCGAAAAAUGUCAAGAGGUAUCGGGAUCAGGAUAAGAAGGAGCAGAAGAGUAAAUCGUACGACAAGGACUUCAUCAGGAAACAUCUGGUGAAGGCGACAGAAGUGGAGACCGUAGCCUCCCGGAUAAAAUCGAACAUAAAUAAUAUUCAAAGAUCUGGACGUGCAAUGGACACAAAUUUCGCCAGGCGGUAGCGACAGCACUAAAGGUCUCAAAUGAAUCAAUUACAGAAUUUUUUAUUUUUUACGAUAGAAUCACUGAGAUUUUACUUGAUAUCAAUUUACAAUAACGACAUGAAGGAAUGAACAAGACACGCAAUAAAUGGAUUGACGAGGGAAUAUCACGUCAUCAAGAUUCAUUCGUCAAUUGUUAAUUAUUAGAAUCUCGCGGGCUGCAUCUGACAAUUUUAAAACAAUUCGUUUCCCUCAGAACAGGAAAUUGAAGUAAAUUCAUUCAUCCAUUUUCAAAACUGAAAUAUUAAUCGUUUGCGAAGGAUCUUCAGACAUUUUACAAUUAUAAAAUAACUUAAAUUGUUAUUUAACGUGCGUUAAGAGUUCAAAGUUUAUGAAUUAAUUUCGUUCAUUUCCUCAAGCCCAUCUGCAAUUCGAAAAAAUUUCCUGCAGCUUUCGCAGGUUCAUAAUUAAAUAAUGAAUGAUUGAAGGAAAUUAUCGUCAAUUCACGUCAAAAAAAUUAUCGUCAAUUAGACACUCGAAAAAUUAUAAGAAAUGAAUUGAAAUUGAAUGCAUGUCAAGUCCUUCGACGGGGAAAGCUCAUGUCGUCAUGACUCAUUCGUCACUCUAGAGUCCAGACGUCUGAGAAAUUCUAGUUUUUAUGAUGUCAACAAUUGCAUUCAUUUCUCCCUCAAUUCUUUUGUUCAUUACUCUACGUUUCACCUUUCUUUCUUACCUAAACCCUCACCCUUGGCCCCGACUCCGUCGAAGGCAUUCGAUUCACCUAAUUACUGGGUAUCCUCCAGCAGGUAUGUGACUCCCAGGUUCAACCAAUCACCCUCCCCCUCCCCUCUCCCCUCUGUCCAUUCCCAAAACACGAAAACGAAACUUUAGUUCCUUCCGACUUAAACAGAAUUAAUUGAACUCUCUGAACAGUCACAUCUACCUCUAGAAAAUAUUCUGUUCGUUUUCCUGUCGAAUUUGGAAUAAAUCUGUUCUGCUAUAA